AUGUUAAUAUCCUGUUUCCUGUUUAACAGACCGUCGCCCAAGCGUGCGCAGACGCAGGGGGCGGCCACCCCGGCUGAAGGUCAUUCAACCUCCCCUCCCCCCGCGACCGUUCCCCGUCCCUCACAAUCACAGCCCUUUGUGAGGGCUAGUGGGGACAAGGUUCAUUUCUUUGUUUUGAAAUGCCUUCUAAGUCGAGGGGCCUAA
Molecule: messenger RNA, 204 nt
Organism: Pieris macdunnoughi
Lineage: Eukaryota; Metazoa; Arthropoda; Insecta; Lepidoptera; Pieridae
Source: the annotation of a GenBank genome assembly